Molecule: messenger RNA, 471 nt
Organism: Coffea eugenioides
Lineage: Eukaryota; Viridiplantae; Streptophyta; Magnoliopsida; Gentianales; Rubiaceae
Exons: 4
Coding region: 1-471 (156 amino acids)
Molecular function (GO): nucleic acid binding
Source: RefSeq, a predicted model, not a curated record
AUGACAAAUAUAGGAGAAUGGGACAAAUUUAGAACCGUGGAUAUGGAUAAAGAGACGAUGAUGAUAGAAGCCCUCAAAGGUUCGGGAAUGAAACAGAAAAGUCGUGGUGAUGCAGACAAGGUUGCUGUACUUACUGCAUGGCAUAGAGUUGAUUGUAGAACUAGAGAAGCUUUCCGUCGUAGCUUUCUUCCAGAAUUGAUAAGUGGAUAUGAGGAGUGCAUCCGGGACUUUGUGAAGGAGACUGGAGAUGGUGGUGUUCUUGAGUUAAAUGUUCAAGAUCCUUUCCGCCGGUUGUUGCUGCAUGGUGUUUGUGAGUUCUACAACUUGGUGUCAGUAACAGUGACGCAAUCAAAGGGAACAGAGACAUUGAAAAUGACCAGAAUAAGGAAGAAGAAGGCCGGUGAUUUUGAGCUUCCCAACAUGGUCACUCUCUGUAACUUUCUCAGGAUGGCGAAAGAAGGGAUUUGGUGA